Messenger RNA from Fusarium odoratissimum NRRL 54006, 1953 nucleotides. Its product is annotated as phenylalanyl-tRNA synthetase. NCBI's taxonomy places the organism in Eukaryota, Fungi, Ascomycota, Sordariomycetes, Hypocreales, Nectriaceae. Gene Ontology annotation, cellular component: cytoplasm; mitochondrion. The record is from RefSeq and is a predicted model, not a curated record. The coding region runs from base 210 to 1664 and encodes 484 amino acids. Gene Ontology annotation, molecular function: phenylalanine-tRNA ligase activity; ATP binding; tRNA binding. The transcript has 2 exons. Gene Ontology annotation, biological process: phenylalanyl-tRNA aminoacylation.
UAAUUGUGAGUGAGUCGGGUUGGUUAUAUCCGGAGGAGCUGUAAGGCCGAACGCCGAACAUUUUUGCAGUUUUGGUGUACAACAAACCAAUCGUGGAACCACUCUCGGCGUUCGAGUAUUCAAUUUACGAUAAAUCAAUCAGCCAUUGGCGUCUAUUGCGUGGCCCGUUCGGCCUGUGAUGUAAUUGUCGAGCUUCACAAGUCUUCAGAAUGAGAUUCUACGUCCAGGGCAUGCGAUGCCUGAGGGCUUCUGCCCCGCGAGCCGCCCAGCUUUCCCGGAGCUCUAUUCUCCUACGAACAGCUUGCGCCGUGAGGACUUACUCGUCGGCACCCCCGACGGGAUCUCCAGGCUCCGUGACUAUCCGCGACCAGACCAUCAAGACUGAUCCUCAAUGGUUCAAUGUACCCGACAAUGUCCUCGAUGCCACUACAAGGAAACUUCACCUAUUGAAAGACCAUCCUGUGUCUAUCACCCGCCAGAUUAUUCAGGCCAACUUCCCUGAGCCGACGUACAAGUAUCACAACGAGUUCAGCCCUGUGGUGUCGACAGCUCAGAACUUCGACUCGCUAGGAUUCCCCGCGAAUCAUCCCGGUCGCGCCCUGUCCGAUACAUACUAUUUGAAUAGCGAGACACUACUACGAACACAUACGAGUGCUCACCAGGCCGACACAUUCCGAGCUAACCAGAGCGCGGGAUACCUUGUGUCUGCCGAUGUGUACAGGCGAGAUGCCAUUGACCGAAGUCACUAUCCUGUGUUCCAUCAGAUGGAGGGUGCAAUGUCGUGGGAUCGUACUAAAGUUCCCAAUGGCGACGUUGCUGCUGCGGUAUGGAAGGACUUUGAGAAGCUACCCGUUCAUGGAGUCAAGGUUGACGACCCGAACCCUCCUAUGCAUCCUGACACAAACCCUCUCCAAGAUGCUCACCAUACAGCUGCCGAGGCCGAGGCCAUCGGUGCUCAUCUCAAGAGGUCACUAGAAAACAUGGUUGUCGAUAUCUUCUCCCGGGCCAAGGCUGCUGCGAUCAAAGAUGACCCCAACUUUGUGGAUGAACCUCUUCAAAUGCGAUGGGUAGAAGCUUAUUUCCCCUUUACCAGCCCCUCAUGGGAGCUAGAAGUCUACUAUGCCGGCGACUGGCUCGAGGUCCUGGGCUGUGGUGUGGUCAAGCAGGAUAUCUACAUCAACGCUGGUGUACCUAACCAACUGGGUUGGGCUUUUGGCAUUGGCAUCGACCGCAUUGCCAUGCUUCUCUUCAAGAUCCCCGACAUUCGCCUCUUCUGGUCAAAAGACAAGCGCUUCCUAUCCCAGUUUGAAGGCGUCACCGACAAUCUCGACAACCUGAAGCGCUUCGUCCCCUUCUCCAAGUAUCCUCCCUGCCCCAAGGACGUGUCCUUCUGGCUUAGCUCCACGACAGCAGCAGGUGGCAACACCAAGGGCACAUUCCACGAAAACGACGUUAUGGAAAUUGUCCGUAACGUGGCGGGUGACGUGGUCGAGGAUGUGCGCCUGAUCGAUGAGUUCACGCAUCCCAAGACGGGCCGCAAGAGCAUGGCGUAUCGCAUUGUUUACCGCAGCUUGGAGCGGACUCUGACUAACGAUGAGGCCGUCGCUUUCCACGAGGAUGUUCGCAAAGCUUUGGUCAAGGAGCUGGGCGUUGAGCUUCGAUAGACUGGGUCUGAGCUAGGGUAGCUGAGCUGAAAUAAACGUGUGGAGAAGCUGGAGCUUAUGGGCCCAGCUCGACAUGGCAGCUUGGACCCUUGAUGGCCUUGAGCUAGCUGUGAGGCUGUAUAAAUCUGUAAACUAGUCGCAUCUGUAUAGUAUCCGCUGUAUGAAUCAAUGGAAAAGCCCAAUGACCACGGGCUGAGCUCUCCUCUGACGUCGUCAAACUGUACUAUCACGAGCCCAGCUGCUGCGCCAUAGUAGAAUCACGGGCUUCAUCUCCAUAAGCCAAGCCACG